ACUAUAGUUUUGAAGAUAAACAUGAAAUAAAAGAGUUAUUUCAUUUUGAGUAUAAUAAUGGUAUUCCAAGUUUUGUAUUUUCUAAUUGUAAUAUUUUUGGUUAUAAAUAUAAUAUAGCUAUUAUAAAAAUACAAAUAGCUAUCAAUCAAUUAAAGAUGUUUGUUGAUACUGAUAUUGAGGCAGUACAUCAGAAGAUGCUUAACAGAUCUAUUACUAGUAACUACUUAACUGAUGAAGAGGAAGAGCUAAUCAAGGUUACUUCAAAACAAAUAGUCAGUUCAUCUUUGGAUAUUUUGGAAGAUGACAAUCCCAACGAGCGAGAGUACAAGAUUCAGUAUUUAUAUGAGUUAAAAGAGCGUAAAAAAGGAAAGUUUAACAUCAGUGAUUGGAAGGCAACAAAUUAUAAUUUGUUAGCUAAAAAUGAACAACUUUAUUUUUAUACUUUAGAAAAACAAUAA
Dentiscutata heterogama is the source of this 458-nucleotide messenger RNA. The record is from the annotation of a GenBank genome assembly. NCBI's taxonomy places the organism in Eukaryota, Fungi, Glomeromycota, Glomeromycetes, Diversisporales, Gigasporaceae.